This is a messenger RNA of Suncus etruscus (white-toothed pygmy shrew), 1031 nucleotides long. RefSeq names its product glycine N-methyltransferase (gene GNMT). The transcript has 6 exons. Gene Ontology annotation, biological process: one-carbon metabolic process; protein homotetramerization; regulation of gluconeogenesis. NCBI's taxonomy places the organism in Eukaryota, Metazoa, Chordata, Mammalia, Eulipotyphla, Soricidae. The record is from RefSeq and is a predicted model, not a curated record. The coding region runs from base 1 to 870 and encodes 289 amino acids. Gene Ontology annotation, cellular component: cytosol. Gene Ontology annotation, molecular function: glycine binding; identical protein binding; glycine N-methyltransferase activity.
AUGGAGGACAGCGUGUACCGGACCCGCUCGCUGGGGGUGGCGGCCGAGGGGCUGCCCGACCAGUACGCCGACGGGGAGGCGGCGCGCGUGUGGCAGCUGUACAUCGGGGACACCAGCAGCCGCACGGCCGAGUACAAGGCCUGGCUGCUCGGGCUGCUGCGCCAGCACGGCUGCCGCCAGGUGCUCGACGUGGCCUGCGGCACCGGGGUGGACUCCAUCAUGCUGGUAGAGGAGGGUUUCAGUGUGACCAGCGUGGACGCGAGCGACAAGAUGCUGAAGUAUGCGCUGAAGGAGCGCUGGAAUCGACGCCAUGAGCCUGCCUUUGACAAGUGGGUCAUCGACGAAGCCAACUGGAUGACCCUUGACAAAGAUGUGUCCCGGCCUCCAGGGGGUGGUUUUGAUGCCGUUAUCUGCCUGGGAAACAGUUUUGCCCACUUGCCGGACAGCAAAGGGGACCAGAGCGAGCACCGGGUGGCCCUGAAGAACAUCGCGAGCAUGGUGCGGCCCGGGGGCGUGCUGGUCAUCGACCACCGCAACUACGACCACAUCCUCAGCACAGGCUGUGCGCCCCCCGGCAAGAACAUCUACUACAAGAGUGACUUGACCAAGGACAUCACCACGUCGGUGUUGACUGUGAACAACAAGGCGCACAUGGUCACCCUGGAUUAUACGGUGCAGGUGCCCGGAGCUGACCUGAGCAAGUUCCGGCUCUCCUACUACCCACACUGCCUGGCAUCCUUCUCGGAGCUGCUUCGUGCGGCCUUCGGGGGCAAGUGCCAGCACAGCGUCCUGGGUGACUUCAAGCCCUACAAGCCCGACCAGACCUACGUCCCCUGCUACUUCAUCCACGUGCUCAAAAGGACGGGCUGAGCGGGGCCUCAGGUGCUGUCCUGAGAGGCCGAAGACCUGCAGCCCUGCGUCAAGCUCUGUCACCCCUGGCCCAUCCUGGAGGCGUGGGGACAGCUGACAACCAAGGAGCGAAUGUUUAGAUUCCAGCCUCUGAAGGGUGACCAAUAUAUAAUAGCCUGCAC